CUGCGCUUUAGUAUAUUCCGGGUGGCUUUGCGAGAAAAACUCCUCAUACAAAGUAACUGAGUGACAGCGAGAUACUUUUUUUGAAGGAAAUGUGUCCGAAAAACACGUCUCAGUAAACAUUGAAGCUUAUCAGUCCAUCUUAUUUUAAUUUAGCUGACGAGCGGCUAACAAAGAAACCCGGAAGUUGUCAACACAUCACUAAGCGGAGAUCAAGUGUGAGUGUAAAGUGUUGUGAUUGUGUAAAAAUGUGUAAAGUCCAAAUGCUGAGAGCGUUGGUGAAUCAGCGACUAACCGCGGCUGUUGAAGAAAUAUUUGUCGUGUUGGAAAGAACGAUAGCGGAGUACGAGGAGGAACUUUGUCGAACAAAAGAGGAGAACGAGCGACAACGUCAACUACUGGACGCUGUUUGCCAGAAGAGUCAAGUGGUGCCACACAGAUCGGACGUCAGUGAAGAACAUCUCCCCCCCAAGCAGCAGGAGUGCAACUCCAAGGUGAAACGGCCCACCCACAUUAAAGAGGAAGAAGAGCAUCUUGAAGGAGUGGAGGAGUUCCCCGUGAUUGUUGUCACUGUGGACGGCCAACAUGAUGAUGACAAAAGUCGAGGUGGCGUGAGGAGGCGCAGCAACUCGUCAGAAGCUGACUUAGACCGCUGCGGAGGAUCGCAAGAUCACAACCUCUUAGCUCCGCUAUCAGAUAGCGACGACACGGAGUCACACUCUCCCGACACGGAUGACGACGACGACCCUAAAGCUGCGACGACGUGUCACGCCGACAACACGCACUGGAAAUGUUCUCAAUGUGACAAAACUUUUGUAACCAAGGGAAAUCUGAAAGUACACAUGAGACGUCACACGGGGGAGAAACCUUUCACUUGCCUAAUUUGUGGCAGAAGAUUCUCUCAGCGGUCACAUUUGAAAACUCACACAAGAACACACACGGGAGAGAAACCUUUUUCCUGCUCAGUUUGCGGUAAAAGUUUCUCUCAGAAGAUAUCUUUGAAGGGACACAUGAGAACACACACUGGGGAGAAACCUUUUUGCUGCGCGGUUUGCGGUAAAGGUUUCUCUCAGAAAAUAACUUUGAUGGGACACACAAGAACGCACACUCGAGGAAAUAAACAUCCAGCAGGACAGCAGGAGUGGAACUCCAGCAUGGAACAGGAGGAGCCACAGCAUCCUCACAUUAAAGAGGAAGAGGGGGAGUCACAACAUCUCCAUAUUAAAGAGGAAGCGGGGGAGCCACAGCCCGCCCACAUUAAAGAGGAAGAGGAGUAUCACAGCAUCAAUCAGAAGGAAGACCAUCUUGAAGGACUGGAAGAGUUCCCAGUGAUUAUUGUCCCUGUGAAGAGUGAAGAUGAAAGUGAGGAGAAGAAGAGAGAGGCGGAGCCUCCAAGCAGCAGCUCAGCUCACCACAUGACAUCAGAAACUGACGGACACCACUGCGGAGGAUCACAGGCACUAUUAGCCCCGCUAUCAGAUAGUGACGACACGACGUCGCACUCUCCCGACACAGAUAAGGAUGACUCUGAAGCUGAUACGACACGUCACGAUGCCGACACGCGCUUUAAGUGCGCUCAGUGUGAGAAAACUUUUGUCAGCCGGAGAAAUCUGAAAAGGCAUGUUGGUAUACACACUGGAGAGAAACCUUUCGCCUGCUCAGUUUGCGGUAAAAGGUUCAGCGCUAAGUCGUAUCUGAAAGAACACACAAGAAUACACACCGGAGAGAAACCUUUUCUUUGCUCGGUGUGUGGUAAAAGAUUCUAUCAAAAAUCUGACUUAAAAAAACAUGCGACCAUUCACUCUGGAGAGAAACCUUUUUCCUGCACAGUUUGUGGUAAAAGAUUCAUUAAGAAGUCGAAUUUGAAAGUCCACACACGAAUACACACUGGGGAGAAACCUUUUCCUUGUGCAGUGUGCGGUAAAACGUUCUACCUAAAGGGUAAUUUAAAAAAACACACAGCAAUACACACCGGAGAGAAACCUUUUCCUUGCACUGUGUGCGGUAAACAAUUCUCUCGUCGGUCACAUUUGAAAGCGCACACCAAAAUGCACACCGGUGAGAAACCAUUUCCUUGCACGGUUUGUGGUAAAACCUUUUACCUCAAAGGUAAUUUAAAAAGACACACAGCAAUACACACUGGAGAGAAACCGUUUCCUUGCACAGAUUGUGGUAAAAGAUUCUCUCAACAAAAUCUUUUGAAAAGACACACAAGGGUACACACUGGCGAGAAACCUUUUCCUUGCACGGUUUGUGGGAAAACAUUCUACCAGAAAGCUAAUUUGAAAAGACACGCAGUGAUACACACUGGGGAGAAACCUUUUUCUUGCACAGUCUGUGGCAAAACAUUCGACCUAAAAAGUAGUUUGAAGAGACACACAAGAGUACACAACGGAGGGAAAUCUUUAUCCUGAGCCAUUUGUGUGAAAAGUUUCUCUCGGAAAGUACACAAC
Molecule: messenger RNA, 2450 nt
Organism: Doryrhamphus excisus (bluestripe pipefish)
Lineage: Eukaryota; Metazoa; Chordata; Actinopteri; Syngnathiformes; Syngnathidae
Source: RefSeq, a predicted model, not a curated record